AGCUGUGAGAUGACCUGCGGGCCAGCGGCAGCAGACACGCUGUCCGGUACGGCCCAGGCCGCGGGGACGUCCUCUGGGGUCCAAAGUUCCGUGUCGGGGAUAGGGCCAACUGACCACAAGUGGGAAGCUUUCCUGCACGAGUUCCCCAUAGCAGUCGGCGCCCUCGUGCCCUCCAAGGAGGACAUUGUUGCCGCUGGAUUCGGGGACCAGCGCACAUUCUACUUUAAGUGGAGGAGAAUUCAGCUGGAGAAGCGUGUGACACAUGUCUCCGAUUGCUGUGGCAGGCACAGGCCGACAGAGGAAAAGGUGAAAGCGGUGGUGGCCAAGGAAAAGUGGAGCACAAAUGUCCCCUCGGCGUCGGACGUUCUGCAGAUGUGGCUAUCGCCUUUGAAGGCGGCGAUAGAAGACAACGAGAACGUCCUCAAGUCAGUGGUGGAGCAACGAUGGAAGGGCCUUGACUUGAAGGAUUUCGGCGAACCCAAGGGCAAAGGCGUAAUUGCGACCAUGCCUUUCUUGAAAGGUGAUGUGGUGUGCGACUACCAUGGGACGCUAGUCUCAGAAUCGGAGGGGAGGAAGAGGAUGGAACGCAUACCAGAGGGCCAGAUGUGCUACUUGUUCUUCUUCAGGGGACAGCUGGGGGAAAAACUAUGUAUCGAUUCCCAGACGUUCCCCUGCAAGUGUCACCCUGGAAAGGACACUUUUGGAAGGCGGAUGAACCACUCCAGCAAGGUUUUCAAUGUGAAGCCUGUGGCCUUCCAGCUCAACCUUGCGGAUGGACCCAGAGACACAAUACUCUUCUUGGCCACCAAAGACAUACCUGUGAACUGCGAGCUGCUCUGGGACUAUGGAGUCAGACGGGCGUCCUUCCAGGGUGAAGGCAUGGAUCUGGCAUGGCUGGAUGAUUGAAGACUUUUGGUGUGUGUGUGUGUGUGUGUGUGUGUGUGUGUGUGUGUGUGUGUGUGUGUCACAACGGCAAUGACGGUGUUUCUUACAAGUGCACAGCAAGCAAGUGUGUUUUGUGGCAGUUUCUACCCACAAGCCAUCUCUCUGAUUAACAGCUGACUCCUGACCCACAGUGUCAGGCUCAGUUCUGGUCAAUAACACUGUAACACGGUCUCUACAGCAACUGUAUCAUUCCCACUCUCACAUCUCACUUAUUAUUUAUUCAUCAUUCUCAUUUUCUCAAAGUUCAUAUGUUCAUACUGUUCAUACUGUUCAUAUUGUAAUAUAAUAACAUAAUACUAUCUUAACCCAGUACCCUUGCACUACGCACAUUUAAAUAAUUGUAUUUCACUGCACUCAUGCAUCUAUCUUGUUUCUGUUUAGAGUGUGUAUAUAUUAGUGUGUAUAUAUUAGUGUGUAUAUAUUGUGUAUAUAUUAGUGUGUAUAUUUCUGUUUUGGUUGAUAUGUAUGUGUAAGCACAGUGUGAGCAAUGCUCCAAAGACAAAUUCCUCGUAUGUGUCCUCAUACCUGGCGAAUAAAGCUGAUUCUGAUGUAAGAUGAGCCAAAGGGACUGAAAAUACUUUAAUUUGUGGAGUAUUAAUAAUCUUGUCUACCUUUGACCGUAGCUCACUGUUUCUAACUAUUUAACACUUUCACAUUGUUGGUUUUUUUAUAGCUAUUUUGAUUAGCUUUUUGCUUCUAUUUUUAUUGACCGUGAUCGUGACUGUUGUUGAUGAUGAAAACUGGGUUUCCACUGUGUAAUACGGCUUAGGGACAGUUUAACAAUGCUCAGAGGCCACGCUGAUAUCCAUUUAGAAUCAGCCUUAUUUGCCAGGUAUGAGUGCACAUACCAGUAGUUUUGCUUCGGACCAUCAUCUCACAAUGCGCUUAUACGCACAAAACAAACAACAGACCAUAAAACCAGCAGCAAAACAAACAGUAUUUUUUUUUUCCUCUAUGUAUGCACACACACAUGCAUAUAUAUAUAUAUAUAUAUAUGUAUAAGUUAUAUGCCAGCUGGACCUCUGGGGCUCUCCACCUGAGCGGGCUGCU
Messenger RNA from Etheostoma spectabile (orangethroat darter), 1995 nucleotides. RefSeq lists its product as uncharacterized. The coding region runs from base 10 to 906 and encodes 298 amino acids. Gene Ontology annotation, cellular component: polytene chromosome; nucleus. Gene Ontology annotation, biological process: regulation of DNA damage response, signal transduction by p53 class mediator; regulation of transcription by RNA polymerase II. Gene Ontology annotation, molecular function: transcription regulator activity; histone H4K20 methyltransferase activity; protein binding. The record is from RefSeq and is a predicted model, not a curated record. NCBI's taxonomy places the organism in Eukaryota, Metazoa, Chordata, Actinopteri, Perciformes, Percidae. The transcript has 4 exons.